Molecule: messenger RNA, 558 nt
Organism: Zingiber officinale
Lineage: Eukaryota; Viridiplantae; Streptophyta; Magnoliopsida; Zingiberales; Zingiberaceae
Exons: 1
Coding region: 1-558 (185 amino acids)
Source: RefSeq, a predicted model, not a curated record
AUGGCUCCUUAUGAGGCACUUUAUGGAAGGAGGUGUAGAUCCCCCAUCCAUUGGGAAGAGGUGGGAGAGAGGGCAGAGGUGGGUCCAGAAAUCGUGAGGCAUACAGCAGACCUAGUAGCCAAGAUUAGGGAGAGAAUGAAGACUGCUCAAAGUCGGCGAAAGAGCUAUGCUGAUAAGAGUAGAAGAGACUUGGAAUUUGCAGUGGGUGAUCACGUUUUUGUGAAAGUAGCACCGAUGAAAGGUGUUAUGAGAUUUGGCAAGAGAGGUAAGAUCAGCCCGAGGUUCAUUGGACCCUUCGAGAUCCUAGACAGGGUGGGAACAUUGGCAUAUCGGGUGGCCUUGCCACCUAAUCUUACAAGAAUGCAUAAUGUGUUCCAUGUCUCAAUACUGCGCAAGUACAUGUCGAAUCCCUCCCAUGUGCUGAAUUUUGAACCGCUGCAGCUUACCCAUGAUCUGUCCUAUGACGAGAGACCCAUACAGAUACUGGGCCGACAAGAGAGGAAGCUACGGAACCAGACGGUCAGGAUAGUCAAGGUCAAAUGGUUGAACCACCGCUGA